This is a messenger RNA of Linum trigynum, 486 nucleotides long. The record is from the annotation of a GenBank genome assembly. Lineage: Eukaryota; Viridiplantae; Streptophyta; Magnoliopsida; Malpighiales; Linaceae.
CCGAAGGUCCAUUCACCAUGACCGGUCCCACCGAGAGGCGAACGUGACCAGUCAAGUUCUUGACGUGGUACUGAAGAAAACAGGAGAGAAUGUGAAUGUGAAUGUGAAUAUGAAUAUCAACGUGAAGUUUAGACCGUCGGAUUUGAUCAAGAGGAGAGGCUGGUCGCGGGACCGUCAUGGAGUCAAGCUGGCGAUCUGCUUAGGCUUGUUUUCGACGGCAGUUGGGAAGCCUGUUGUGGUCAGGCAGAACAUGAGAAUCUGCGAGGAUUGCCAUCGGUUCGCGAAGAAGAUUUCCAGGGCCUGUAACAGGGAGAUAGCAAAGUCUUCCACCAUUUCAAUGGUGGCGUUUGUUCUUGCAGGGAUUACUGGUAAAGAGUUCAUGAAAGUCAGGUAUGGACUCUAUUCUUUAUGCAGAAUCUCUCUUUAAUUAAUCAAAUAAAUAAAAUCAAUUUAUGUUUCGUACCGUAAUUAAUUUUUUUCACGCAA